Molecule: messenger RNA, 3162 nt
Organism: Spodoptera exigua (beet armyworm)
Lineage: Eukaryota; Metazoa; Arthropoda; Insecta; Lepidoptera; Noctuidae
Source: the annotation of a GenBank genome assembly
CAUGGAACACGCAAGGUCUAAUAAUUGUCAAAAACAAAACAAAUUUCGGAAAAAACAGAUCGCCGACUUAGAUUUCAUGUAAAAUUUUUACAACUAAAAUAACUGAAAAAAUGUUACAUUUACAAAAUUGGAAAGUAACCUACCAGCAAUUUCAACAGAGGUUCAUAAAGAGUACAACAAACGUAGUUUUGAAGCCAAAUGUUUCUGCUAAUGCUUACCAGCCCCGUAAUGUGGAAAAACAGAAAUAUGAAAAUUGGGAAAAGUACAAUCUGUUUACAGCUGAAAAUUCCAGCACAAAGCCUAGGUUUAGUAUGGUGCUACCGCCUCCGAAUGUCACGGGGUCUCUGCAUUUAGGUCAUGCAUUAGCAUGUACAGUUCAAGAUGUGAUAGUUAGACACAGGAGGUCUAGAGGCUACAAUGUGCUUUGGUUACCUGGUAUAGACCAUGCUGGCAUUGCUACACAGGGUGUCGUAGAAAAAUAUUUAAAAACAAAACAGGACAUUACCCGCCACGACAUUGGGCGGGAAAAGUUUCUACAAGAAGUUUGGAAAUGGAAAGAGAAACAUGGACAUGUUAUAGUCAAUCAGUUGAAAACACUAGGAUGUUCUCUCGACUGGAGCCGACAGACUUUUACUAUGGAUCAGAAGCACACACACGCCGUCAAUACAGCCUUUAUAACAUUAUUUAAAAAAGGUCUUAUAUACCGCAAGAAGGCCUUAGUUAACUGGUGUAGUGCAUUAAAUUCUACAGUAUCCGAUAUUGAAGUUGAAAAUGUUAGUAUAAAUGGACCGAAGGAUAUCCAAGUACCUGGGUAUGACAGACCGGUUAAGUUUGGUGUGAUAUACUAUUUUGCAUAUCAGUUAUACGAUUCUGAUGAAUAUAUUGUUGUUGCUACUACGAUGCCGGAAACUAUGUUGGGUGACACUGCGAUUGCUGUGCAUCCCCAAGAUGAAAGGUACAAACAUCUGGCAGGUAGGCGAGUUUGGCACCCAUUUAGAAACGAAACGAUACCUAUAAUACAAGAUGAAUUUGUCGAUAAAGAAUUCGGUACAGGCGCGGUAAAAAUAACACCAGCUCACAGCAAAGUUGACUAUGAAGUAGCAAAAAAGCACAACAUACCAUUGAUUCAGGUUAUUGACGAAAAUGGAAGAAUGACAACUUCAGACCGAUUCAACGGAUUAAAGAGAUAUGAGUGUCGCCAAUUAAUCUUAGAGACAUUACAAAAUGUAGGCCUUUUGAAAGAUGCCAAACCACACCAAAUGACCUUACCGACUUGCAGUCGAAGUGGAGGCGUCAUAGACCAUUUACCUAAAGAACAGUGGUUCUUAUCUUGCAGUAGGUUAAAUGAAAGAGCCGCUACCCUCGUGGAUAAAGGCUCGCUGGUCAUUGAACCUUCCAAGUACAUCAAGUAUUGGAAGGAUUGGACUGGGGACGACCGAGACUGGUGCAUCUCCAGACAGCUUUGGUGGGGUCAUCAGAUCCCAGCCUACAAAUGCAGUGCCGAUCGCAAUAUAGUCUGGAUCGCCGCUCACAACGAGGAGGCCGCUAAAAUGGAAGCCUCAAAAGUAUUGAGAACUUUGCCUGAUAUAAUCAAAGUGGAAAGAGAUCCAGAUGUACUUGACACUUGGUUCUCAUCAGGAAUCUACCCAUUCGCAGCGCUAGGCUGGCCAAAUUCUUUCAAUAAUAAAGACUUGGAGACGUUCUAUCCGCUAGAUCUGUUAGCGACAGGGCAUGAUAUCCUUGGAUUCUGGGUCCAUAGGAUGGUUAUCCUCGGCUUAGAGUUGACAGAACAGUUGCCAUUCAAAAAGGUUUUACUACACGGAGUGAUUUGUGACAACAAGGGCGCCAAGAUGUCCAAAAGUAAAGGAAACGUUAUAGACCCCCUAGAUGUAAUAGAAGGAAUUAAUAUGGAGAAUCUAAGAGAUAAAACAAAAGAAAUGCAUAAAAAUGGAAUUCUAAGCUUAUCGGAAAUGGAGAAGGCUUUGUCUUAUCAUCACACAAACUAUAAGAAUACUAAAGGCAUACCGGAGUGUGGGGUCGAUGCAUUAAGGUUCACUUUGCUGUCACACGACAUUAAAUCCCAUUUUGUUAACUUCGACAUCGCAAUGUGUCAUUCUAACAAACUGUUCGGCAAUAAAAUUUGGCAGAGCGUUAGGUACACGCAGCUCUCGUACUCAAAGCUGCCUGUCUUAAGCACAGAGUUGAGCGAGGCUAGCCUGACGUAUUUCGACAAAUGGAUCCUAAGCAGAAUGUCAGAUAUGGUGGAGAUUGUCAACAGAUCUAUGGAUAACUACGAUUUCCAUUUAGCCACGAAAGCGAUAAGGACUUUCAUGUAUAAUGAGUUUUGUGAUGUUUAUUUAGAAGCCACAAAACCAGGGUUUGCCGGCAAAGAUAUUUCGAAGGCAUACGCUCAUGCACACACGUUAUCCGCAGUAUUGAAUACGUCGCUUAGGUGCCUCGCGCCUUUUAUGGUAUAUUUGACGGAAGAACUCAUUCCAAAAGUGCCCUCCUUCACAAAUAACAUCGUAUUCAACUUUACCGAUGCUUCUAACAAAUAUUUAGAUUUCCCCUGUAAAGAUGACUUCGUGCAGUGGAAAAACGAUUCUAUAGAGAAAGAUGUGAGUAGAUUUUUGAACACGAUAUUCUUAGUUAGGGAAAUAAAGGGUCUUUAUAACAUUUCGAAUAAAGUGCGACCUUCGGUAUUCAUUGAUAAGUUUGACGACAAAUUGAGAGGUGAUAUAGAGGGAAAUCGGGAUGUGUUUUUGAACCUAUCACGGUGCAGCGAAGUGAUGUUCAGACCGGAUCCUGAUAAAAAAUACGUGACCGGAGUUUUGGAUAAAAAUUUAGAAGUGAACGUGGAAUUGUUGGGAGAAGAUGUGGAAUUGGCGAUAUUUGCUGCUAAGACGAAGCUAGAAAAGAAGAUACAGCAGUUAACUGACAGCUUAUCGAAAUUGGAGGCAAAGUUUGCUAGUGAACAUUAUCUAGCGACUGCCCCACAGACGGCCCAAGCCGCUGACAGAGAGAAACUAGAAUCAAAGAAGAAAGAACUAGAACAAUUACAAAGACUGAUGUAAAUUAAAAAUUAAGGCUUAAAUUAGUUUGUAGGCGAUGUUAAAACGGAUGUCGGUUUGUGCAAUAAAUUAAAAGUUUUUGUUAGAAAAG